ACUCAUCCUUUUUCUCUUUUUGCUACAGUGCAGGUCCUGGUGGAUGGAGCCCCGGUCCGGAUCCAGCUGUGGGACACCGCUGGACAGGAAGACUUUGACUGUUUGCGCUCGCUUUGUUACCCCGACACCGACGUCUUCCUUGUCUGCUUCAGUGUGGUAAACCCAAGCUCCUUCCAAAACAUUACUGAGAAAUGGAUCCCUGAGAUACGAACUCACAACCCCCGGGCACCGGUGCUGCUAGUGGGGACGCAGGCAGACUUGCGGGACGAUGUCAAUGUCCUCAUCAGCUUGGAUCGCUACCACGUGAAGCCUGUGCCCCGGCCUCAGGCAGAAGGUCUAGCUGACAAAAUCCGGGCUGAAGCCUACCUGGAAUGCUCAGCACUGACUCAGAAGAACCUCAAAGAAGUUUUUGACAUGGCCAUUGUCAGCGGUGUUGAGCACAGAGCACGGCAGGAAAAGAAGAUGACCGCCAAAGGCAUCAAAACUCUCUCCAAGUGCCGCUGGAAGAAGUUCUUUUGUUUUGUUUGA
This is a messenger RNA of Phaethon lepturus (White-tailed tropicbird), 528 nucleotides long. It is a transcript of the gene RHOV, whose product is annotated as ras homolog family member V. The record is from RefSeq and is a predicted model, not a curated record. Gene Ontology annotation, biological process: small GTPase-mediated signal transduction. The transcript is spliced from 2 exons. The annotation marks the transcript as partial. NCBI's taxonomy places the organism in Eukaryota, Metazoa, Chordata, Aves, Phaethontiformes, Phaethontidae. Gene Ontology annotation, molecular function: GTPase activity; GTP binding.